Lacerta agilis (Sand lizard) is the source of this 1094-nucleotide messenger RNA. RefSeq names its product interleukin-1 receptor antagonist protein-like. The transcript is spliced from 5 exons. The record is from RefSeq and is a predicted model, not a curated record. Gene Ontology annotation, molecular function: cytokine activity; interleukin-1 receptor binding. Gene Ontology annotation, biological process: cytokine-mediated signaling pathway; cellular response to lipopolysaccharide; positive regulation of gene expression. NCBI's taxonomy places the organism in Eukaryota, Metazoa, Chordata, Lepidosauria, Squamata, Lacertidae. Bases 539 to 1051 code for a protein of 170 amino acids.
AUUGGUCUCUAUAAUAUCUUAUUAUGUCCCAAACACACUCAGAUGGCACCAGCACCCCUACAACUAUACACAGAGCAAGGAACAACCAUCACACUGGGAGAUGCUGAAGGAAGAUUUAUUGCAAGCAUAGAAGGAGAUACAGAUUAAAAUAAGAGCAGUUCAGAGCAGGGAUGGAAUACCCCCUUUCUGACACUCCCUAAAACAGCCCCAUCAAGCUCUACCGUGAACAGCAGGCAACUCCUCCACUGCUGGAUUUAGGGUGAUCUGGGCAGUUCCCCCCAUAAAGGUUGCAGAGCUAAAGGGGUGCAGAAUUGAGAAGAUCCAUAAUUGAGCAGCAUUUCCUAACACUGCAAAAGGCCACUCUAGGUUUGGGGAAUGACACCAGAGAGCUUUGUCUCAAGAUGCAAUUAUCUCUUGCAUAUUUUGUAAUUACACUUUUCUGUCGACACCCUCCCAAGCCUGGCCACGCCUCCUAAAAGUGCACCAUAAAUAGCUGGGGUGAGGCCCACAAGGCCACCCAGGCACCAGGAUUGAAACCAUGUGUGACCAGCAGAAGCAGGAACCCUCCGACUGUGCUGAUGCGGAGAAGAAGGUCUUUGCCCAGACAGCCGUCUUCAGGUCCAGAAUCUGGGAUGUCAACCAGAAGUCCCUCUACCUCCAGAACAAUGAGCUGGUAGCUGGACACCUACAAGGCCCCGAUUCUGCCCUGGAAGAGAAGAUCUACUGGAUUCACAACCGGGCCUUUGACCACGAGAAGUUCUCCAUCAUCUUGAGCAUUCAGGACGGGAAGAGGUGUUUGGCCUCCUCCUCCGGCGCCUGGCCUGCGCUGCAGCUUGAGAGCGUCAACAUCACAGACCUGCCCAAAGGCGGCAGGAAGGAGUCCAGCCGUUUCACGUUCUUCUCCUCUAACAAAGAUGGGGCUUGGCGGUUUGAGUCGGCUGCCCAUCCCGGAUGGUUCCUGUGCACCUCUUCCAGAGCCAACGAACCUCUUGGCCUCACGCAGCUCCCGGGACCUUCUCAUGUGGUGGACUUUUAUUUCCAGCCCUGCUGAGCCCUUGAGGGGCACCCCCUGCCUGCCUGCCCCCAGACUUGCC